This is a messenger RNA of Protopolystoma xenopodis, 313 nucleotides long. The record is from the annotation of a GenBank genome assembly. Lineage: Eukaryota; Metazoa; Platyhelminthes; Monogenea; Polystomatidea; Polystomatidae.
AUCAGUUUCUAACGUUGAGACAGCCUCAAGCGGAGCUGGUGUGUUUGGAGGGGCACUUCGCCGCAUUACUUCACGAAAAAGUGCCUUCGGGAAACCGAAGCUGGAUGGAGCUCUCGAACCUACGGAUCUUCCAUCUAGAGAUGUCUCUGGUGUUCGUCUUUCUGUGAGCAAAGGACAUAACGUCGUCCAGGAUAGUCCUGGCAUUCACGAGCCCAUCGAGAUACCUGUGGAGGCUGGGACACGUGUAAAUCAGUUGAGGCAGAGGUUCGGUCGCAUUCAGGUACGUUAUUUAGUUGUUUUUUAUCGCGAUUGA